This is a messenger RNA of Leishmania mexicana MHOM/GT/2001/U1103, 2472 nucleotides long. RefSeq names its product putative heat shock protein. The coding region runs from base 1 to 2472 and encodes 823 amino acids. NCBI's taxonomy places the organism in Eukaryota, Euglenozoa, Kinetoplastea, Trypanosomatida, Trypanosomatidae. Gene Ontology annotation, biological process: protein folding. Gene Ontology annotation, molecular function: ATP binding; ATP-dependent protein folding chaperone. The record is from RefSeq and is a predicted model, not a curated record. Gene Ontology annotation, cellular component: cytosol; nucleus. The transcript has a single exon.
AUGUCUGUGUUCGGCAUCGAUUUCGGUAACGCCAACUCCACGGUGGCCAUCACCCGCUACGGCGGUGUGGACAUCGUGACGAACGAGGUCAGCAAGCGCGAGACGACCACCAUUAUUUCUUUUCUCGACGAUGAGCGGUUUAUCGGUGAGCAGGGGCUGGACCGCUACGUCCGCAAUGCACAGAACACCGUCUUUUUGCUGAAGCGCUUCAUCGGCAUGCACAUGGACGACCCCCAGCUCUCUCAGGAGCUCAAGUUCCUGACGUGCAACAUCAUCGGCGACGAAAGCGGACGGCUCAUGUUCAGCGUCAACUACUGCGGAGAAGAGAAGUGCUUCUACCCGGAGCAGGUGCUGGCCAUGAUGCUGCAGCGGCUGCGCAGCUACGUCAACGAGGCUGCCACGACGGACCCACGCGUGAAGGCGGACGUGCGCGACUUCGUGAUCACCGUGCCGUGCUACUACACCGCGGAGCAGCGCCGCCUCAUGUACCAGGCGGCUGAGGUGGCGGGGCUGCACUGCAUGUCCCUCAUCAACGAGACAACUGCGUCAGCGGUGGACUACGGCAUUUUCCGCGGCGCCUCGCUGAAGGAGACGAUGGAAGAGGGGCAGGUGGUCGGCAUUCUGGACAUCGGAUAUGGCGCCACGGUUUUCUCCGUGUGCAAGUUCUGGCGCGGCAACUGCAAAAUCAUCGCCCGCACCUUCGACCGCAACACUGGCACUCGUGAGUGCGACUACCUCCUCUACCAGCACAUGCUAAAUGAGGUGCAGUCCCGCUACAAUGUCGACGUCUCGCAGAACAAGCGCGCUCGCCUGCGCCUGCUGCAGGCGUGCGAGCGGCUCAAAUACCUCUUGUCUGCGAACCAAUCGGCGCCGCUGAACGUCGAGAACUUGAUGGACAUCGACGUCAGUAUUCCAGUCUUCGAGCGUUCCACCAUGGAGUCGCUCUGCCAAGGUGUUCUCCAUUCCAUCAAGUCCGUGAUCGAGCGCGGCUUUGCCGAGGCGGGCGUCAACCGCGAGGACUUCCACUCCAUUGAGAUGAUCGGCGGUGGCUGCCGUAUUCCGAUGAUGAAGAGGCUGGUGGAGGAGGUGCUGGGCCGCGCGCCUAGCUUCACUUUGAACGCGUCUGAGUCUACGGCACGCGGGUGCGCGAUUGUGGCGGCCAUGCUUUCGCCGAAGUUCCAGGUACGCGAGUUCAAGGUAUCGGAGCUGCCAGCGUACCCGAUUCUGCUGGGCUACCACGCCGAGAACCCACGCUCCCCCAGCUCCGUGCCUUUCCUGCCGCAGGUGAACAAGGUCGUGAAGCUGCUGGGGGCGGCAGACAGCUACCCAAAGAAGCUGGACGUGCGCUUCCCGUGCUCGAGUGCGCCGAAGAUCUACGCCUUCUACGAUUACGAAAACGAGGUGGUUAAGGAGAUUGUGCAGCCGUGCAACUACAUCAUUGGUGAGUGGGAGAUGGGCUUGCCUUCGAAGGUGAAGGGUGCGGUGAACGAGAUGCGCGUCCGUAUCUGCAUCCGGCCGGAUGGUGUGGUGGAGGUGGAGAAGGCGGAGGCGAUCGACGUGUACGAGGUCGAGGAGGCGCCGGACGCUACCCCUGCCACCGAGAACGGUGAGGGACUGGGGAAGGAGAACGAGGAGGCGCCUGCCGAGCAGCCCAAGCCAUCCAAGCCGGUCAAGAAGACGAAGGAGGCUGCGGUUGUCGUGUCGGUGAAGCCGAACGUCGAGAUCCUUGGACACAGCGGCGAGUCUGUCGUGCUUUUCCGCAAGGCCGAGGUAGAGAUGUACGAGCGCGACUCCCGCAUCGUUCGCACGCGCAUAAAGAAGAACGAACUGGAGAGCUACAUCCUCGACUUUCGUCCUCGCUUCUCGUCGGGUGGCAUGCUGGCCGAGUACGCCGCGCCGAAUGCGGCGGCCAACUUUGUGCGCCAGUGCGAUGAGGAUGAACAGUGGCUCUACGAAGACGGCGAGUUCUCGACAUUUGAGGAGUACGAGCGCCGUGUACAGGCGCUGCGCGCCAUCGGCGACGCCGCGUACAACCGCCUUCGCACUCGCGAGGAUGUCGAGUUCGCGGCGAAGGAUAUUCACAGUCGCAUUAUGGCUGCCAGGCAGAAGGCGCUCGACUUCAUUGGUAAGAAGGAGCACAUCACCGAGGACGAGCUGAAGGAGGCUGCGGCCACCGCUGAGCAGGCGAAGGCGUGGGUGGACCAACAGGUUGCGGCGAUGCUGGCAGCUCCCAAGACGCAGGACCCGACGUUGUCGAAAGCGGACCUCGAGAAGAAGGCGUCGGAGGUGGAGCAGGGCAUCAGCAAAGUCAUGACGAAGCCGGCCCCACCGAAGCCAAAGGAGAGCAAGGAGCCGGAGAAUGCUGAGGAGGACGUGACAGCUGAGGCGGCGGCGGGUGCGGAGGCCGCGCCACAGAAGGAGGAUCCUGAGGAGGCAGUGCCUGCGCCCACAAACGAGCCGGAGAUCGAUUAA